AUGGACACAGCUAGCUUCCUCUGUAUUGAUGCCAACAUCACAGACUGCCAGGGAAGAACAGCUCUGGAGAUCCUCAGAGAACACCCCGCACAGAAGUCCCAGCAAAUCACUGCACUCAUGCAAGAAUAUAUGAUGGAGGAGAUGAUGGACAAUAAGUGUGUGUUGAUGGAGGAACCUAUUCGCCAGUGUCCUGUCCCCACACCUCGCACUUCUAUCCCCUCUCUCUCCGCCUCCCCCUCCCUCAGACACAAAAAUGAUGCUGUGACAGGGGAGCUCUCCAAGCUGCUGAAUGAGAUGAAGAUGUGUCGGGACAGAGACUACUCCUUUGAGGAGCUCUGCCAGACCAUCUCAUCCCACUCUCAUUCCAUGGAGAGCUUUGGCAGCGGUCACCUAUCAGACGAGGAGCGACGCAGUAACGGCACCCUGAGCAGAGUCAGAAAGCGGCCCACUCCCCCACUUCCCCCGGCCCAGGAGGAAGAGGAGGGGGAGAAGAGCUGUGGCCCCGCUGGGUUCUGGGAGGCCCUCACACCUUGCAACGGUUGUCACAACCUGGGCUUCUCCAGCCUGUCACAGGACUCGAAGCGUUCGGCGGAGAUCGUACCAUCGCCCUCCCUUGACGUGUUCUUACCGGAGGAUGAGGACAAUCCAUAUGAGUCCGUCACCACCGCCGUGACCCGCAAGCCCUGCUCGCUGGACAUCGGCCUCUUCAACACCUGCCCCCUCAACGGCCACUCUCCCCAGGUGACGGUGACUGAGCCGGAGCUGUGUAACCAUAGGAACAGCUCCUCACCGACAGGGCCUACUCCAGACUGCUCUCCCCCUUCCCCAGACACUGCCCUGAAGAGCAUUGACAGAGUCAUCCGCCCACAGCCCAAACAGCGGACCUCCCUCUCCUCCUCCCUGGAUGUCCAGAACCAGAGGCCAGUCAACCACAGCUGUGAUCCCUCCGAGGUGAGCUCGUCCCUGGGCUACGCCAGCAUCAGCACCAGCCCCCCUGCCAGCCCGCCAGUCAGCCCCAACCAGGACUCGCCCGGCUCCAACGACGACUGCCCCCUCACAGACGACGGGCCGUACCAGCAAAACCCUCCCCCCGCCUCUUCCAAUACACUCCCACUACCAGAUGACCGACGACAGAGCCUCGUCCCCGUAGAGUUCGCCGGCCUCCUCCACGGCUCCUCGCCGGCCUGCGAGACGCCCGACACACCCUACCACCUCUACACCUCCAACACCAACCCCAAAGCCCGAAAACACACCCCCUCGGACCCCCACACCAGCCCGGUAACCACGCUCGGUAACCACGGCAAUCUCGCUUCGGUAACCCAGCCCUUUGAAUUAGGAAUUGGACUGCCACCGCCCCUCAUUAUCCCUCACACAGGAAACGAGGCGUUGGCUCUGAAGUCCCCCAAAGACCCCCUCAAAGACGACAGACCCCCCAAACCUCAGGUAGUCUAUCGCACCAUUUUCCACACCCGGGUAAACCAGAACCCCCAGAGCGCCUCGCCCUCCUCCUCCUCCUCGCCAUAUGGUUGGAACGGGGAGGCGGUGGUGGUGAGGGGGGGUGUGUCGGGAGCUGGCGGACCCAGGGAGGGGACACCGGCUACUGGAUACGAGGACAGGGCCUUUACCCUGGGCAGGAUGAGAUCCAUACCUCGCAGUGUGCUGGACCUAAAGCUCUCCAAGUCACUGUCCAAGUCUGACUCCAACCUGGUGGCUGUGUCGCCCAUACAGGUGUAA
This is a messenger RNA of Salvelinus namaycush (lake trout), 1734 nucleotides long. Its product is annotated as ankyrin repeat and sterile alpha motif domain-containing protein 1B-like. Lineage: Eukaryota; Metazoa; Chordata; Actinopteri; Salmoniformes; Salmonidae. Bases 1 to 1734 code for a protein of 577 amino acids. The record is from RefSeq and is a predicted model, not a curated record. The transcript is spliced from 11 exons. Gene Ontology annotation, cellular component: cytosol.